CGAAAAAGAAGCUGAGCGGAAGACGUUAGCAAGUUAGCUUUCCUGCUUGUCUAGACGCGUCAUGGCGGAGUUGAACCGGCAGCUGCAGGAGUAUUUGGCCCAGUCUAAGGGCGGCGGUACCGCCAAGACAAUCUCCCAAUCUCGCUCCAGUACCACGGUGGACCUAGACGACCCGGAGCCGGUCCCUGGGAGUUGGUUCGGCCGGUGGUCAAGUACUUGGUCGGGAAGCCGCGGUAGUACCGCUGCGGCGCAGAGCGGCAGUUGGCCGUGGUCUGCCGAGCCGGACCCCUGCCUUCCCGGCAUGAGCCGAAGCCAGCGGCUGGUGAUCUUCGGGAUGUGCGCGGCAUUGUCGGCGCUGUGUUUCUGUCUGUCGGUCUUCUACGCGCCUUUGCUGCUGCUCUACGCGCGCAAAUUCGCGCUGCUCUGGUCGCUCGGUUCGCUUUUCGCCAUCUUGGCCGCCGCGAUGCUCCGCGGACCCAGCAAGCUGGCCGCCAGUGUGCCUACUUCACCCGGGGCUGCAGUCUACUUGUGCGCCCUUGGAGAGACUUUGUACGCCGCGCUGAGCCUCCACAGCACUGCUCUGACAGCGCUCGGAGCCGCCGUGCAGGUCACCGCCAUCGUCUGCUACCUGGUGACGCUGCUGCCCGGAGGUAGCGCCGGCAUUCGCUUCGUGGGAGGGAUGGCAGCGUCCGCCAUCAAAAGGACCGUGAGCGGCAAAACGAUACCGAUAUGACGUCACAGCGGCUCAGAGUUGAUUUGUGCACAACCAGCAGUGGAUAUUGGACUUUUUCGAUAGUUGACAUUUGUGCUUCCAGAAGUGUGAAUGUUUAUUACGUCAUGAAAACAUUUAUUACAAAAAGCAACAAGGAAAGAGGAGACUGACUGAUAGCUCAAGAUAGGUUUGACCAGUCACAUGAUCAGUGUCACAUGACCUGCCUUCAGUCAGCUGAUUUCACAGCAGCACAUUGACAGUCACAUAAGAGUCCUUUGUUGGACCAUGAAGGAGGGGGGAGUCCAUGACUACCGACCUCGGCUACCGCCCCUCAUCACACCUCUGGGUGGGGGGCCUCCUCUCCUGAGUGCUGGAGCCCAGCCGCCCCGUCCACCCCUCCCUGGUGGACCGUAACUGUUAUCAUCCCUCUGAAGAGGUCGCCCUAGCGGGGGAACAAGGCAUAGCCUACGUCAACACAGUCUUUAUAAGAUUGCUAUCUAUGGUUAUCAUUAUUGAUCGUUAUUAUCAACAUUAUUAAUGAGUGAUUUAUGAUGGAAUUAAAUGACAUGAUUCUCAGCUGUGUAUGUAUUUCUCAGUCAAGAGCACCAUUCUAAAUGUAUUGUGUAAACGUAAACAAAAGUUACCUGUGUCGGAAGCCGGCGAAUCUCUCUCUCGAGGGUCUGCAGUCCCCGGGCCGUCCUGCCACGGCCUUUUUCGUGGAGGCAGAGACGCCAUGUCCAUCCCCUGAAGGGAUAAAGAGCGUUCACGGCCUGCAGGGGAUGUCCCGUCAUGCAUCUGGGGUCCAUCACGGUAGCCGUCAUGAC
This is a messenger RNA of Dunckerocampus dactyliophorus (ringed pipefish), 1536 nucleotides long. RefSeq names its product SFT2 domain containing 3 (gene sft2d3). The record is from RefSeq and is a predicted model, not a curated record. Gene Ontology annotation, biological process: vesicle-mediated transport. The coding region runs from base 62 to 733 and encodes 223 amino acids. Gene Ontology annotation, cellular component: membrane. The transcript has a single exon. Lineage: Eukaryota; Metazoa; Chordata; Actinopteri; Syngnathiformes; Syngnathidae.